CAGCUGUGCCGUUUUAUGUCCGUCGCUUUAGCCAGCCGACAGAAAAAUAAAACAAAAAAAGCUAUUGUUGGGUUUACAUUAUGGAUAAAAAUGCCACGCGAUACAAUGUACAGCUAUAUAUUUACGAUUUAUCGAGAGGAAUGGCUCGCAGCCUCAGUCCCAUCAUGUUAGGAAAGCAGCUGGAUGGUAUAUGGCACACAGCUAUUGUGGCAUACGGGGAUGAGUUCUUCUUCGGGGGGGAGGGGAUCUCCAGCUGUUCGCCAGGUGGGACGAUGCUGGGUCCUCCAGACACAGUAGUAGAGCUGGGAGAGACUGAAGUGUCUGACGAGAUCUUCAUGGAAUACCUCUCUUCUCUGGGAGAAAGCACAUACAGAGGUGACAGGUACCGUCUGUUUGAGCACAACUGCAACACCUUCACCAACGAGGUAGCUCAGUUCCUGACGGGCAGGUCCAUCCCGUCCUACAUCACUGACCUUCCAUCGGAAGUCCUCUCCACACCGUUCGGCCAGAUUCUGCGGCCCAUCCUGGACUCUAUCCACAUCGCCCCUCCAGGAGGUAACGUCAUCAACGGGGGGAGGAACGUGUAACCUGAGAGAGCAGCAGAGUCAACGAGUGUUCACAAGGUCACUUUUAUUGUAGUCAGUCAGUCAAACUAACUGUCUUUCUUUCCUCUUUCUUUCUGUCUGUAAAUAAGUUACACACUAGCAUUAAAGCUAAAGGCCAUUUUGGAAGCUAGAAACAAAACUGACCAGUGAAUUCUUAAAAUUCAUAACAUAUAAAUAUAUGCCAACUUGAAACAAGUGGGUGAUGAUGUUUGAGGGUGCAUCUGGCAGCAAAUUCAAAGUACAAAACAGUUGGGAUUUUGGGUUUACCAGCAGAGAAAAACAGUUAUUCUCCAACAAUAAAAGCUGACUUUGAUGAAUGUUGCCUUCUUAUAAAUAAAUCAAGGCAAAGUCAGAUUGCCAAUUAAACUUUAUUUAGAACUGAAAUCUGACAAAGUAUUUUAUUUGGACACUGCAACCUGAUUUGGCAUUUCCAUUUUGCAAAAGUUUAUACUUUUACUCCACAACAUAGAAAAUUGCACUUUUUACUCCACAUUUAUCUGAUGACUGUAAUUUAACCACCUACAACAUUAAAAUACCUCUUGCACAUUAGUGCAUCCAGCUUAUUUAGUAUUUUAACAUUUGUCAUAAGGUGCACAAUGGUCUUUUAUUUUUUUUUUAAGUUGGGAUUUGUAGCUUGCAAUGCUCAUUACCUCCGCUAAGGAUGUUAUGUUUUCAGUUUGAUUUGUUUGUCAGCAGGAUGGAAAAUCUAAAAGCCCAAUUUUCAUGAAACUUGGUGGAAAGGUGUAGCAUAGGUCGAGGAAGACCCCAUUAAAUUUUGGAAUCAUGGGGUGGAUAUACUAAUUAUUUUUCACUUUCUUUAACAUUGCAAGAUAGUGCAUUUGGCCAUUCGGUCUGCACUCUAAGAGUGCACUUGUGGUUUAAUUAGAUUCUAUUUAUUCCCUUUAGUUAUUAAAUAUUUUUUUCCACCAAUUAUUUUGUAACAUAACUGACAUAUCAGGUUCCCCACAUGGUUUCUGCUGUGAGAAUAUUCCACUGUUGACUACAAUGGAACUAAUCUAAGUGUACACUUUUUCAUAGAUAUGUUUAAUAUAUUCAAUCAAUGGAUGCAGGUUGAUGGAAAAUAAGAGCAAGAUGUUUGGAGAGGCUUUUAAUGUCAAUCAUAGUUUAAUGUUGCACUUUUAUGAUUUGUUAUAUGUAUUUUGUUAUUUGUUACCUUGCAGUUAAAUUCCCAUCUGUGACCUUUUAUACCUGUUUUAUUUGUCUUUAAUGUUUCUGUACCUGACAUCAUCAUUCCAUCUGUCACAUUAUGUGUAAUAUGACAGACAGCAGGUGAUGGACACCUAGCUCACACUGAGGUAAUAAGGAUAGAGGUGAUAUAAAAACAUUUUGAGUGUAUGUUUCUGUAGCAGGACUGGGAUCAGUUCAUUGUAAAAUCAGUUAUACCCAUUUAUAUGAAAGUAAACCCCAACUGACAUUUUUUAAAGGUCUGGUAUGCAGGAUUCAGGGGGAUAUAUUGGCAGAAAUGGAAUAUACCAUAAU
Plectropomus leopardus (leopard coralgrouper) is the source of this 2105-nucleotide messenger RNA. RefSeq names its product desumoylating isopeptidase 1a (gene desi1a). The record is from RefSeq and is a predicted model, not a curated record. Lineage: Eukaryota; Metazoa; Chordata; Actinopteri; Perciformes; Serranidae. Gene Ontology annotation, molecular function: peptidase activity. Gene Ontology annotation, biological process: protein modification by small protein removal.